AUGCAGGACAGGGCGCACGAGGCCGGGCAGCAAGCGGCGGGACUUCCGGUUAAUCGUGAAGCAAGGGCUCACCGGGUGGUGAGUGCCAUGCAGGGAGGGGAAGGUUGUAGGGUGGUGAGUGCAGGGAGGGGAGGUGGUAGGGUGGUGAGUGCAGGGGCUCACCGGGUGCUAUUAUUCUCCUCGCUUUCCCUCCACCCCGCUGCCCGCGUCCUCGGCAGCAUGGUGCCCUUCAAGAGCUCGGAUGUCUACAUUGCCAAGUUCGGCACGCUCUGUGUGCAGCCCAUCCCGUUCCUCCUGCACGCCGUCUCGCCGCCCGCACUGCAGCCUGACGGGCUCUGGUACUUCAGCUCCUCCGUCAAAGACAUUCCCAAGGUGCGUGUCAUGAAGCGUGGUUGA
Molecule: messenger RNA, 396 nt
Organism: Closterium sp. Naga37s-1
Lineage: Eukaryota; Viridiplantae; Streptophyta; Zygnematophyceae; Desmidiales; Closteriaceae
Source: the annotation of a GenBank genome assembly